Vombatus ursinus (common wombat) is the source of this 2742-nucleotide messenger RNA. RefSeq names its product solute carrier family 23 member 2-like. The record is from RefSeq and is a predicted model, not a curated record. Bases 451 to 2247 code for a protein of 598 amino acids. Gene Ontology annotation, cellular component: membrane. Gene Ontology annotation, biological process: transmembrane transport. Gene Ontology annotation, molecular function: transmembrane transporter activity. Lineage: Eukaryota; Metazoa; Chordata; Mammalia; Diprotodontia; Vombatidae. The transcript is spliced from 13 exons.
GAGGAGAGCAGCCAAAUCUUGGAGAGGUUCCUUUUCUUCUCAUCCAGCACAGUGACCCUCUCCCAUCUCUCCGGAGUGGAAUCCCUUUGAGCUUACUUAGGCUCUAGAAGGAGUAGACUUUCUGGGAUUUAGACUUUCUGGGAUUGGGUUGUUUCUUUCUCUUUCUCUCUAACCAAGUUCCUUUCUCCCCAUUUCCUAUUUCCACUUUUUAAAAAAGGGAGCUGGGAAGAAGGCUCUGGGCCACUGUGCUGUCCACCAUCGUGAGAACCCCAACACAAUGGUGACUAAAUAGAAGGGAGAAUGAUGCCAGGUGACCAAGGAUCUGAAAUUCUUGUAGAAGAGAGAACAGAGUCUCCAAGGACACCAUGUUGGAAGGUUGUAAUCAACUGACAAAGUGUCAUGAGAAGUCAUGCGGCAUAAUGGAAGAAUGAUAUCCUGCCAAGUCCCAGCAUGAAAGGCCAAGGCAAGAAGCGGAAUGGACAGGCCCAGCAUCACAGCCACGGCAUAAAAGACAUCCCACAGCUUGCCUACAGCAUAACAGAUGUCCCACCCUGGUACCUCUGCAUCUUUCUAGGGAUUCAGCAUUAUCUCACAGCCCUGGGUGGCCUUGUGGCUGUGCCUCUCAUCCUGUCCAAGGGCCUGUGCCUGCAGCAUGACCCCGUGACCCAGAGCUACCUUAUCAGCACCAUGUUCUUUGUCUCUGGCAUCUGCACUCUCCUUCAGGUCCUUUUAGGGGUCAGGUUACCUAUUCUCCAGGGUGGAACCUUUGCCUUUGUGGCCCCUUCCUUGGCCAUGCUCUCUCUCCCUGCCUGGAAAUGCCCUGAUUGGACUCUCAAUGCCACGCAGGUGAAUGUCAGUUCUCCAGAAUUCACUGAAGAAUGGCAGAAGAGGAUCCGAGAGUUACAAGGUGCCAUCAUGGUGGCUUCCUGUGUCCAGAUCAUUGUGGGAUUCUCUGGCCUCAUUGGCUUUCUGAUGCGCUUCAUUGGCCCUCUGACCAUUGCCCCAACCAUCUCCCUUGUGGCUUUGCCGCUCUUUGACUCUGCAGGGAGUGAUGCUGGGAUCCACUGGGGCAUUUCUGCCAUGACCAUUUUCUUAAUUGUGCUGUUUUCUCAAUACCUGAAAAACAUCCCCGUGCCAGUACCAGUUUAUGGGCAAGUCAAGAAAUGCCAUGUUUCUAAGCUUUACCUGUUCCAGAUCUUCCCAGUACUCCUGGCUCUCUCCAUUUCUUGGAUCAUCUGCUAUGUGCUUACCGUCACCAACGUCUUCCCCUCGACCUCUUCAGCAUACGGUUAUUUGGCCCGUACAGACACCAAAGGCAACGUUCUGUUCCAGGCCCCUUGGUUCCGCAUCCCUUACCCAGGGCAAUGGGGAGUUCCAACCAUCAGCUUGGCUGGGGUGUUUGGCAUCAUUGCUGGGGUGAUCUCCUCCAUGGUGGAAUCAGUGGGGGAUUAUCAUGCCUGUGCCCGGCUUGUAGGGGCCCCACCCCCUCCAAACCACGCUGUCAAUCGGGGUAUUGGUAUUGAAGGAAUUGGCUGCCUCCUAGCAGGAGCGUGGGGGACUGGAAAUGGAACCACGUCCUACAGUGAGAAUGUUGGUGCCCUGAGCAUCACCAGGGUGGGGAGCAGGAUGGUGAUCAUUGUUGCUGGUUGUGUGCUGCUCCUGAUGGGCAUAUUUGGGAAGAUUGGGGCUGCAUUUGCCACCAUUCCAAGCCCUGUGAUUGGGGGCAUGUUCAUAGUGAUGUUUGGAGUCAUCGCAGCUGUGGGAAUUUCCAAUCUACAGUAUGUGGACAUGAACUCUUCCAGGAACGUCUUUGUCUUUGGCUUCUCCAUCUACUGUGGGCUGACCAUUCCUAACUGGGUGAACAAGAAUCCAGAACUAAUCCAGACAGGAAUUCUCCAAUUGGAUCAGGUCAUCCAGGUUCUGCUCACCACUGGCAUGUUUGUGGGUGGAUUCCUGGGCUUUGUACUUGACAACACUAUCCCAGGAAGUCAGGAAGAAAGAGGACUCAUAGCAUGGAACCGAAUACAUGAGGACUCAGAGGACACCCUGAAUGCCUCCAAGGUCUACAACUUCCCUUUUGGGAUUGGCACCAAAUUCUGUGCUGCUUCUUGGCUCAGGUACAUCCCUUUUUGGCCCAAGCCAGAACAUGGAGGGGAAGCAAUGAAAAGGGAGCAUCGCGUCACCAAGGUCGAUGAUCAGAUUUCAACGGGAUCAAGAGAGAAGCAGGAUAUUGAAACGAUAAUGUGAAGAGAUACUUCUUCCCCCAGUCGGGGACAUCCCAGAAGAUACAAGAUUUGAUAGGCCUCCGUUCUUUGGGUGGACACUUUAUAGCACUUUCCUCUCUGAUGGGGUUAAAUAGAUGUUAAAUUGUAAUCAUCAGCCAUCUUCCAACUAGUUACUAAUUCACCCAUGCACCAAUCACCCUUUCUCCAUGCCCUAUUUCCCACCUAUAGUAUAAAUUUGAACUGUGUAUCCUGAAAUAUAUAAAACACUAACUUUAUUAUUGACAAGUUUUGGAGUGGGGAGGAGGGGGUGUGGUGGGAUUAAAACUGUAAGUUGAAAUUGUCUGGUUUUGUUAAUUAAAGUCGAGUGGUCUUCUCCCAAGGGGUCAUGCUGAGGGGAUGAAACCUGAUUUGAGUAGAGCUCUGGACUUUUCCACUAUCUUGACUAGUGUGGUAGAAGCAAUAACCGUCAAACAGGUUGUUGUUGUUUUUGUUUUUAAUAAAAGGUAUGAAAACCAUC